AUGGAGGCUCUUUUGCGCCAGUCAAAGUCCAUGUGUCCGUUCCUUCACAAGACGUCACCCGCCACGCUGCGCUCCCUCUCCACCACCACGGCCGCCGCUGCUCGCCAUGAAGUGUCGCCUGGCGCCGGCAGCAUGUCAAAUCUCCAGGUGCUCGCUCGCCGUUGCCCCAUCAUGGGCAAAGCGCUUGCUGUGCAGACUGCCCGCAAUGGCAACAGUGCACUAGCCGGCGCUUUCGGCGGUGUGCGUGCUUACCACUCGCGCGUGAACCGGGCAAGACUUCAUACGACGGCGUCCAAGGAGGCUCAGGCUAUCGAUCUUGAGAACCUGAGAGGCCAGAAGGGCCUGGCUCCGUUCCCCCACGCACCCCUCGAACCCGCUGUUAGCAAGCCUUCUAACUUUGCUGCCCCUGCUGCUUCCAAGGGCUCCAAUUUCGACUACGAAGGCUUCUACCAGAAUGAGCUUGAGAAGAAGCACAAGGACAAGUCGUACCGAUACUUCAACAACAUUAACCGUCUGGCCAAGGAGUUUCCUCGUGCGCACAAGGAAUCGGCCGAGGACAAGGUGACGGUGUGGUGCUCCAACGACUACCUGGGCAUGGGCCGCAACCCACAUGUGCUCAAGACUAUGCAUGAAACGCUCGACACAUAUGGAGCGGGUGCUGGAGGCACUAGGAACAUUUCGGGCCAUAACAAGCACGCCGUAGCGCUGGAGAACACAAUUGCAAAGCUGCACUCCAAGGAGGCUGCGCUUGUCUUUUCUUCAUGCUAUGUAGCCAACGAUGCGACAUUGGCAACUUUGGGUAGUAAAUUGCCCAAUUGCGUCAUUCUCUCGGACAGCCUGAACCACGCUUCCAUGAUUCAGGGCAUUCGCCACUCUGGCGCAAAGAAGAUGGUGUUUAAGCACAACGAUGUCGCAGAUCUUGAAGCAAAACUGCAGUCAAUUCCUGCAGAGUACCCCAAGAUCAUUGCAUUUGAAAGUGUAUACAGCAUGUGCGGAUCCAUUGGUCCUAUUGAGGAAAUCUGCGAUCUUGCAGAAAAGUACGGCGCCAUCACCUUUUUGGAUGAAGUCCAUGCUGUAGGCAUGUACGGACCACACGGCGCUGGCGUUGCUGAGCAUCUGGAUUACGAGGCGCACAAGGCAGGCCGACCCCAAGGCACUAUUCAAGAUCGCGUGGACAUUAUCACUGGCACGCUCGGAAAGGCAUAUGGCACCGUUGGCGGCUAUAUCGCAGGUUCUUCUAAGCUGGUUGACACGAUUAGGUCGCUCGCUCCCGGCUUCAUCUUCACUACCUCGCUGCCACCCGCGACCAUGGCCGGUGCUCAGACUGCUAUUGAGUACCAGGCCAACUACCAGGGCGACAGGCGCCUGCAGCAACUGCACACUCGGGCAGUUAAGGAUGCAUUGAAUGCGAAGGACAUUCCCGUCAUCCCGAACCCUAGCCACAUUGUGCCCGUACUUGUUGGUAACGCCGAAAUUGCCAGAAAGGCAUCGGACAUGCUUCUCGAGGAUUGGGGCAUCUACGUGCAGGCGAUCAACUACCCUACUGUUCCAGUCGGCCAGGAGCGCCUUCGUAUCACGCCCACGCCCGGCCAUGUCCGCGAGUACCGGGAGCACCUGGUCGAGGCUGUUGACGCCGUAUGGACAGAGCUUGGAAUCAAGCGCACCAGCGAGUGGGCUGCCGAGGGCGGCUUCAUUGGCGUCGGCGAAGCCGGCAAGGCUGAGGAAGCUCCUCUCUGGACAGACGAGCAGCUUGGCCUCGUUGAUGUCAUCCGCGAGAUGAAGGCCGGCCAGGGCGCGACUGGUGUGCUCGAAGCUGUGCUCGAGCAUGAGCGCAAGGCUACGGCCCAGGCUGUUGCAGCUGCGGCAUAG
Molecule: messenger RNA, 1869 nt
Organism: Bipolaris zeicola 26-R-13
Lineage: Eukaryota; Fungi; Ascomycota; Dothideomycetes; Pleosporales; Pleosporaceae
Exons: 2
Coding region: 1-1869 (622 amino acids)
Biological process (GO): heme biosynthetic process
Cellular component (GO): mitochondrion
Molecular function (GO): 5-aminolevulinate synthase activity; pyridoxal phosphate binding
Source: RefSeq, a predicted model, not a curated record